GCGUCACCUCGCGACACUCUCGACCCGAAGCGUGCCCGCAAUAUGGAGGACCCCUCUUCUUCAACAGCGACGGGGUCUCCGCGAGCGCGGCAAGGCGAUCAUGAUGGCGCCGACGCUAGCGAAGACGUGGACCGCGGAGUUCUGUGCGACGAAGUUUGCGACGAAGAAGAGCUUUGCUCCAAGGCGGCCGCGGACUUCCUCUCUCUGCGGUCCUCGAGCGGCGAUCCGUUCCAAGAUGGCGAAGAGCCCUUGGACGAUGCCGUAUACGGCCGCAACGGCGAGUUUCUGCUUUCCAAGAAGCCCGACGAGUGGACGCGCGGCGACGCGCUCGCGAACCUUGUGUUUGAGCUGCGGGCUGACGACGAACUGUUCGGGGGAGCCGAGCGGCUGCUCUGCGUCCGCGAUCUCUUCGAGACGGGCAAGGAAGACGCCGUCAGGGACCCGGAGGCCGCCGACGCGGCGGAUGCCGAGCCCUCCGACGAGCCACAAGUGGCGCCGGCGUUGGUUUCAGGUGCUCUUGCGUCAACGGCACACUGUCUUGGGAACCCGACCCCCAGUGCACCCCGGCGGCGCUUUCCUUGCACCCUCGAGGGUUGUGACCGGGUCUUUGAGCGGGGGCGUCAGCUGCGUGUCCACCUCCUCAGCCAUGCUGCCUGCCGGCCCUUCAAGUGUGCAAAGCAACCAUCUGGCCAAAUGCGGAAGGCGCUGCAGUUUUGCUGCCUUACCGUCGUCACAUGGUGCAUGGAGGAAACUAGGAGGAAGCAUUACGUCACACAGCCAGCUUUUUGUGCCGUAGAUGGCUGUGACUGGGCCUUUGCCACGGAGUACAAGCUCAAGCGCCACCUGGAGACUCAUGAAGGCAAAAAGGAUUUCAUGUGCGAUGUGGCAGGCUGCGGCCAACACUUUACGACGGUGUACAACCUGCGGGCGCACAUGAAGCUACAUGGCCGGCCCACGUUUGGGUGCCUGUCACCCGGCUGCUCACAGGUGUUUGGCACCCGGCGCAAAAUGGAGCUGCACCUGCGAGAGCACCAGGAGCUGGAUGCACCCUAUAGAUGUCCGCAAGCGGGCUGUGGCAAGGCAUACUACUCGUCUAACACAUUGGCCUCGCACCUGCGCGUUCACCAGCACCGGCCCGAGGAGCUGUGCUGUCCAGAGUGUGGGCGUGCAUUUGGGCGUGCCUGCAAGUUGCGGCUGCACUUGAGGCAGCACACCGGCGAGCGGCCCUAUGCGUGCCCCGCAUGCUCCUGGACCUUUGCCAGUGCCAGCAAGCUGACGCGACACAUGCGCAAGCACACCGGGGACCGGCGCUAUGUGUGCCCCGAGCUCGGCUGCGGCAAGGCGUUCAUGCGGCCAGAGCACCUGCGCGGUCACUCGGUUGUCCACUCCGGCGGCCGCCCUUUUGCCUGCACACAUCCAGGAUGUUCAUCACGGUUUGCGGCCAAGUCAAGCCUCUACGUGCACCUGAAGAAGCAUGCCCAGGGCAGCAGUGCAGAUCCACCACUGCAGCAGCCAAAGCAGCAGCGGUUGGUGUAUGGAUGCCCCGUGGGGAGCUGCUCCCGCCGGUUCUCCUCUCGCACAGCUUUGCGGCAGCACUUCGAGCGCUCCCACUCACUGCUUGUCCUCGCGGAUGGGUCCUCUCAGGAGGGUGAGGAUGAUGACGAGGAGGCAGCCAUGGCGGCAGUGUCCAGCCCAAGUCGGCCCUCGAGCCCCGACCUGGCCCCACGGCUGGUGCAGGAGAACCAGAGUGGCUCGGCACGCACAGACUUCACCAGCCAUCAUCAUCGCCGGUCGUCCCACCGCAGCAAUCUCUUGCCUGGUGCCGUUGAUGUGGUCCUGACAUCGUCGGCUGCCGCUCUUUUGCAGCAGGAUGAGAACCCUGGCGAUUUGUACUCUGAACUGUCCGUGCUAGCCGAACACACUGCCACUUCAGACAUAGGAGCUACUAUCCGGCUGCAGGACUUGGACUGAUACUUUGCUCAAGCCUUCGUCUGUGUGUGUGAACUUUAAUAAAGGCCUUGGCCUGGUGACAAAGUGGCCUUUGUUGGUCCUCUUUCCCAGUGGCCUGCUUUCUCUUAAAAACGCAGAAAAUAUUUCUUUGCAUUGUGUGUUUGAAGUUGUCCACACAUUGUUUGUUCAAUAGUGAUCAUUGUGAGAAAUAAACUUUUUUU
This is a messenger RNA of Dermacentor silvarum, 2171 nucleotides long. RefSeq names its product zinc finger protein ZXDC. Gene Ontology annotation, molecular function: transcription coregulator activity. The transcript has 11 exons. The coding region runs from base 43 to 1971 and encodes 642 amino acids. Gene Ontology annotation, biological process: regulation of transcription by RNA polymerase II. Gene Ontology annotation, cellular component: nucleus. The record is from RefSeq and is a predicted model, not a curated record. Lineage: Eukaryota; Metazoa; Arthropoda; Arachnida; Ixodida; Ixodidae.